AUGGGAGAAACUAGCUCUAGCACUCGGAAUCUUCCCCUCAGAUCAAUAACGAGGGAAGGACAAAGGGAUAAAACUUUACAAGGCAUCUCUGUCAAGUGCUCGUCAAACUGCAAAGACAUGAAUGCCCCUGACCGAUAUGAGCGAUUUGUUGUCCCUGAGGGUGUUGCCAAGGUUUCAUAUGAGAGAGACACCAAGAUUAUCAAUGCGGCUUCAUUUACCAUCGAGCGUGAGGACCACACCAUCGGAAACAUAGUCCGCAUGCAAUUACACAGGGACGAGAAUGUACUCUUUGCUGGCUACAAGUUGCCUCACCCCCUUAAGUACAAAAUCAUUAUUAGGAUUCACACUACCAGCCAAUCUUCACCUAUGCAGGCAUACAAUCAGGCUAUCAACGAUCUGGAUAAGGAGCUUGAUCAUCUGAAAAAUGCAUUUGAGGCUGAUUUGUUGAGGCACACUGGGAGCCAGUCGAGGCAGUAUUAA
This is a messenger RNA of Fraxinus pennsylvanica, 480 nucleotides long. The record is from the annotation of a GenBank genome assembly. Lineage: Eukaryota; Viridiplantae; Streptophyta; Magnoliopsida; Lamiales; Oleaceae.